GCGCUAGACUCGAAUGUCAUCGUUAUCUGAGGUGUCAAUUUUCAGGAAGAAUAUUUUUUUUUCAGAACCUGUUUGAUACUGCCUGAUCAGACGCUUUAAAUAAAGGAAACACCGGUGUCAGGUGAGAUGACAGAAGAGUGAGGACAUGGACAUCGUUUGGUUAUUUUACAAGGAAAUUCAUCAGAGACGGAAACAGAUGGAUCUGACAGCCUGCAGAAUCAAGAAGGAUAUCAAUGACAAAUGACCAGCCACUUUUUCAUAACACUGCAUAUCAAGAUUCGUUGUGUGUAAUACUCUGGACUUUGUCUUGGAACUCUGGACUGGAGAGCUCCUUCAUCUUACUUUUACAGCUUUGUGUCUUGAACAUAUACAGUUUAACACUGCAGUGGACACUGAAUCACCCUGACAUCUGUAUUUGAAAGUCUACAAAAUGAAAGGUCGUAGCAGAGCAUUUGCUGCUACACUAGUGAUUUGUUCAUGUCUUAUAUUUAUCUACUCAAACUUGAACCAGGAGGUGCCUGUUCCUCCCUGUGUCUUACCAAAUACUCCUGUGAGGUUUGUCUCUGGUCACCCAAGUGGCACACCUGUUAUAGUAGAUGGAAAAAUAAACAGAAGUCAACUUCCUCAUGUGAGGAUAUCCACAGUCCACCUUUCCCCUGCAUUUAGAAAUGAUAUUCCAAUGAGUAGUGCAUUCUGGAACAGAAAGUUUUACUCUGGUCUCAAAAAGUUGGAUAAGGCAGGAAAUCUCUUACAACCUGAGAUCAGCAGCAACGGUACACCACAGAGUACAGAAUACCUGCAAACAAACAUAGCAGAUUUCAAUAAAUACCCAUCCAUCCAUCAGGAUUUUUUGCGCAGCAUGCAUUUUCGCAGUCCUGAUAUUCUCAUCAAUCAGCCCAACAAGUGCACCUCUAAUGGCAAACCUGACAAUGUGACUCUUCUCUUUGCCAUUAAGUCUAGUGCACAGAAUUUUGCACAACGACAAACUAUUAGGCAGACUUGGGGGCAAGAAGGAUUUUAUGAAGAUGGUCUGCUGGUACGAACAGUUUUUAUCUUGGGCAACUCUUCCUCGGACGAUCCGGAUCUCGGAAAGCUCUUGUCCAUCGAAGCGCAGGAGUUUGGUGAUUUGCUUGUCUGGGACUUUAAGGAUACAUUUUUCAACCUCACUCUAAAGGAACAUGUAUUUUACAAAUGGUCCAUCCUACACUGUCCUCAGGUCUCCUUUAUUUUCAAGGGUGAUGAUGACAUUUUUGUUAAUACAAAAGCGCUUCUUAAAUACCUUAAGUCACUGCAGCCAGGCAAUAUGUCAAAACUGUAUCUUGGCCAAAUAAUAAUGCAAGCCUCCCCCCUGCGUGACCCUAAGAUAAAAUACUAUGUCCCACACUCCUUCUAUGAUGGACCCUAUCCACCCUAUGCUGGUGGUGGUGGCUUUGUCUUCUCUGGGGCUCUGCUAGAGUCCCUCUACAGUAUGACCUGGUACAUCCCUUUUUUUCCCAUCGAUGAUGUCUACACAGGGAUGUGUUUCCAAGCUCUUGGUAUAGCUCCAGAGAAACAUAAUGGGUUCAGGACCUUUGACAUCAUGGAGAAGGAUCGGGAGGAUCCAUGUGUGCACAAAGAUCUGCUUGUGGUGCAUCGGAAAAGUCCACAGCAAACUCUACGGUUGUGGCGGAAAUUAGAGAGCCCUCUCCUCACUUGCUAAAGCAAAUCCCUAUCCUAAACAUAUCAUGGGAACUUUACUAAAAUGGUGUAGAAUUCUUUCAGAAUUUAUGUUUUUUUAUUAUUAUUAUUAUUAUUAUUAUUAAAAAGGCCACAUCCUUUUUUGUGGAUAUUUGGAUAUUAAAAAAACUAAAUGUAAUGAUUAUAGGUCAAAUCAUUCUUUUCAUAUGGACUACAGUACAAUCCAGGCCAAGCUGUAGAGCCGGAGCUGAUUUUGACUGUUAAUGUGUGAGAUGUUUUUAUCAAGCAGAAUUAAACGUUUGCUAUGGAUCAGAGUUUUACCAAAGUCCUUUUAGGCAAGUCCCUCCACUCCGCGUCCAUAUUGCAAUGCUUUUUGGGCACUCAUCGGGCA
Alosa alosa (allis shad) is the source of this 2068-nucleotide messenger RNA. RefSeq names its product UDP-GlcNAc:betaGal beta-1,3-N-acetylglucosaminyltransferase 2, like (gene b3gnt2l). Gene Ontology annotation, cellular component: membrane. Gene Ontology annotation, molecular function: protein N-acetylglucosaminyltransferase activity. Lineage: Eukaryota; Metazoa; Chordata; Actinopteri; Clupeiformes; Clupeidae. The record is from RefSeq and is a predicted model, not a curated record.